CAAGGUCUGUCACGUGAGCUGCUGCUUCGAACCUCGAUCGAUUACUAUUGUCACCGGAGCGCCUAACACACUCUGCUGGUAGGGAAUUUAUACAACAUGGAUAAGCAAAGUGCCGAUCUUCUUACUCGUCUGGGAAUAACUAACGCCAUGCGUAAGCACAUGAUACGAGCUGUUGAACGCGUUAUCAGUAGACUCACCGACCCACAGGUGAUGAAAGAGACAAAUAGUACGAUUACAGAGGCGGAAAUGUCCAACAUGUGCUAUCUUCUACCUGAGACCCUACUGAAUGAACCGCCAUGUGUCAAAAUUGUUUUAGACCGACCAAUACAUGUAGUCGGUGAUCUGCGUGGUCACUUUGUCCACCUGAUGCACAUGUUAAAUACCAUCGGUCACCCCCCUUACGCCCGAUACGUGUUCCUGGGAAAUUAUGCCGACCAGGGUGCCAAAAGUUUGGACACUUUGGGUAUCCUGUUUGCCUACAAAUUAUUAUAUCCCAACUCACUCUAUCUGCUCCGUGGCAAACAUGAAUCGGACCUGGUUAGCCGCAGUUACGGAUUGUACGGACUAUUGUUUGAAGAGGUAUAGUCGACGCUUGUGGCAUGACGUUACAGCCAUUUUCACUCUGUUACCAGCAGCGGUGUUGUUGGACGAACAAGUGCUUUGCAUACACGGUGGUCUAUCUCCUUUGAUUGAGUACUAUAAUAUCACUAGUGUGGGACAACUGGAAACCCGAUUGAAUCAAACAAUCUUGCGUCCAGCAUCGAUUGACCGCAAUUCUAUCCUAUCUCAUCUGAUCUGGUCCGAUCCGGAUGAGCAUAUCGGCAACUGGGAGCAGAAUCCUAUCGGGAUGGGCUAUUUGUACGGGCCAAACGUUGUGUCCACUUUUUGUGAAACCACUGGUAUCACACAGAUAAUCCGUUCCAGUGAGCU
This is a messenger RNA of Dicrocoelium dendriticum, 930 nucleotides long. Lineage: Eukaryota; Metazoa; Platyhelminthes; Trematoda; Plagiorchiida; Dicrocoeliidae. The record is from the annotation of a GenBank genome assembly.